CUUGUAUUCUGCUAUCUCAACACGGGUUUACUCAUAUCUGCAGUUCUCUAUAUUCCUAUAAUGUUAAGCGUUCUGAAACAUUCCCAUUUAGCAUCCGUGCAGCUUAAUACUCCGCAAAGAUACAUUUUCUGGCAGACAUUUAUAGUUUUCAUAUUCAAGUCGAUGCUGAUUCUACCUCUUGCCGAUUUCGCCCGCGAUGUGUGUUCAAUUUAUGGUUUUGUGAGUUCUUCUGUGAUUUUGGACUUGUUCACAAUACCACUUAUCGUGCAAAUCGCGUACUUGGGAUGUAACCGUCGGAAUAUGAAGACCUUGUUAAAAUCGACCAAUUUGAGACAGUUCUUGACAGUCGUUGUAUUUGAUGUAACGUCUAGUCCGACUGUGGAGCCACACGGAUUCUAA
This is a messenger RNA of Caenorhabditis elegans, 399 nucleotides long. The record is from the annotation of a RefSeq genome assembly. NCBI's taxonomy places the organism in Eukaryota, Metazoa, Nematoda, Chromadorea, Rhabditida, Rhabditidae.